Callithrix jacchus (white-tufted-ear marmoset) is the source of this 1474-nucleotide messenger RNA. RefSeq names its product translocase of inner mitochondrial membrane 21 (gene TIMM21). NCBI's taxonomy places the organism in Eukaryota, Metazoa, Chordata, Mammalia, Primates, Cebidae. The record is from RefSeq and is a predicted model, not a curated record. Gene Ontology annotation, biological process: protein import into mitochondrial matrix. Gene Ontology annotation, cellular component: TIM23 mitochondrial import inner membrane translocase complex.
AAUGUCGCAUCCUAGUUAAGAGCAAGGUCUUUAAACUACUAUUCCCAGAAAGACGGGGGAAUUUUCCAGGUGACUUUGCGAAGGCAUGGCAGGGACCCUGUGAAUGUCAACCCAGAAGGUAAUCAGAGCAUUUUAAUUCAAAUAGAAUGAAGACAGAAGGGAAGGUGGACAUCAGGUUCUCUGUGGAGACUUUUCGUUUUCAUUUACGCUGCUGAAGCUAAGGUUUUUGCCUAACACCCCAUGUAUGUAAAGGUACAGGCUUGAGUAGGACUCCGGCCGGAUGUGAGGUGAACCCUAAAGCUUUCUUAAUUGUAGUUAGCAUCGUCCCUAAGCGGAGCGAUUUUUGUGAACAUGAUUUGUACUUUUCUACGAGCCAUACAAUAUACGGAGAAGCUGCACAGGUCCCCGGCAAAGCGAUUACUUUUGCCACACCUUGUGCUUAACAAAGCGUGCUUGAAGACUGAGCCCAGUUUGAGAUGGGGGCUUCAAUAUCAAAAGAAAACAGUGCGACCUAGAUGUGUUCUUGGAGUCACCCAGAAAGCCCUCUGGACUCAGGGGCCGAGCUCCCGAAAAGCAAAGGAGGAUAGUAGCAAACAAGUGUCGGUGCACAGGAGUCAGAGAGAGGGAACCGCCGUCUCAACAGCACAAAAAGUGAAAGAAGCCGGAAGAGAUUUUACCUAUUUAAUAGUGGUGCUCUUUGGAAUCACCAUUACAGGUGGCUUGUUUUACACAAUUUUCAAAGAACUCUUUUCUUCCUCAAGUCCUAGCAAGAUAUAUGGGAGAGCCCUAGAAAAAUGCAGAUCACAUCCUGAGGUGAUCGGUGUCUUUGGUGAGCCUCUUAAAGGCUACGGGGAGGCGACAAGGCGGGGUCGCAGGCAGCACAUCAGUUUCAUUGAAUAUGUAAAAGAUGGGCUGGAACACAUGCGUGUGAAAUUCUACAUCGAGGGCUCCGAACCAGGGAAGCAAGGAACGGUGCAUGCAGAAGUGAAGGAGAAUCCAAAAAGUGGUGAAUAUGAUUUUCGAUACGUAUUUGUAGAAAUUGAAUCCUAUCCUAGAAGAACUAUUAUCGUUGAAGAUAAUCGAUCCCAAGAUGAUUAAAGAAUCAAGCCAUCAGGUUACAGAUGGACGCUGGGUGGCGUGGACUCACCACUCAGAUCUUCACAGCUCUCUUCCAGAAUCUGUUCAAAAGACAGGAAGGAGUGUAUGGUUUCUAAAGUGAAUCUAAUACAGUAUUGGUUACAUUUAAACAAACUGGACAUUUUCUUCUGGGAAAAUUAUGAAAUGGAGCCUAUUUUAUGUUCUCCCAUUGAAUCGAUUAUGACAGUAUUUCUGCUUUAACACCAACUUUCCUGAGUAGAAAUGUUUGUGAUUGAAAAUUUUACAUCAUGUAAAUAAAGGAAAUAGAUUUUAGUUUUGUAUUAUAGAACUGAAUAAUGACUUCAGAAUAAAAUUAAAACUAACAAAUAUUUCAUCA